This is a messenger RNA of Trichoplusia ni (cabbage looper), 1728 nucleotides long. RefSeq lists its product as uncharacterized. The transcript is spliced from 5 exons. Lineage: Eukaryota; Metazoa; Arthropoda; Insecta; Lepidoptera; Noctuidae. The coding region runs from base 712 to 1305 and encodes 197 amino acids. The record is from RefSeq and is a predicted model, not a curated record.
ACGAUUUUUGCGGCACGUCCCGUUGCGAAGUAGGCGUUACCAAGGGUUGCACUCCGGAACGUAACAUCUAACAUCCACAUAAAGAAAAUCUGUUCAGCCUGCGGAUAGUGACUGCUUCGUCGAUGUUAGUGUCGGUGUCUGUGAAUUGAUCUGGGAGUCGUUUUGUUUGCUGACCGUGUCUUUCCUGGGUAGGCUUUUUGCAGCGGUAACCGACAUCCACGCGGGCGGAGCCGCGGGCGACCGCUAGUUUGUUAUAAACAAACUAUGUCAGCAUUAAAUAUGAACAAAACAACAUCACACCUGGAAACUACUGAGUUUACACAAUAUUAUAUUGAAGACCACCCAGUCUCAGCAGUUUGUAUUUAUUUGUACCUAAUAAUUGCUGCAUGUAAAGAUAAUAUCUAAAACUACAUAAACUUACAAAGUUACUUAGAGUACAAGUCUCAGAACUUAACAAAUUAGUUAUCUAACUAAUGCUUUGCGUUGCAUGACAUCAAAGGAUCAAAUCGUUGCCUUCACCGUGACUUUUGAGUAUAAAAUAUUAAUUCCCUUUUUAUGCUUGAUCGAUUCUGUUCAUCACCAAAGCAACAUUUUGCAUUCAGAAUGAGGGGAGCGGAAGUUUAUAUUUAGUUGUUACCAAUUCUUGAAACAAUACAGUGUACUAGCUUGAGCUUUCUAUUAUUUAAAUACGGAACAGACAACGUUUUUAAAAUGGAGGCACCAGCACCUGCGCCAGUUAAUAUAGGCGGACGACGAGAGCCUUCCACCGAUCCUGUUAAAGCUCAAGGAAUACUGAAUUCAGUAAUGAGAAAAUCUAAGUCUGCAGCCAAGCUCUGGCCACAAAGGUGGUAUUUUUAUAGCAAAAUAAAGGAAAUACAAGAAGAAGAAGCGAGGAAAGCUGGUAUGACCUCGGAAGAAUAUCGUGCAGCGUUGCAAUCACACAGCAGUCAACCUGAACACAAAUAUUAUCCAGUGACGGUGGAUCCAUCGCCUUUUCCUUUACCGCCAACUUCAUCAGCUAUGAUUGGACGGCGCGCACUUUGCCCUUUGGAGCGGUUCGGUCGUCUAGUGAAAACCAACAGAGAUUAUCCGCCACGCCCACCAUUAAAAGCGGGACAAAUUUACGAUCCUUACAAGCAGACCGUGGUAUUCCUGGGGAGCGUCGAAGGCGAUCCGAUUUCAUACAAGCUGCCUCCUUCAAGGUGUGAAAUGACAGAUGAGAUGUGGGCCCGACCGCAGCAGCUCACUGUCUCGCCAUUAGGAUGGGACAAAUUGGAACGAAUUUUGCUCGAGACUAACGAAUGAAAGUAUAUUGCCUGUAAUUUAUAUCGGUCCUUUUCAAUUUUCCUUAUAAUGCAGGAGAGCUGUACUAUUUCUUUUUACAUAGACAUGUUUCAUAGAAUUACUACCAGUUGAAUUAUAUACCUACUAUAUUUUUGUAUGAUUGUGACUUUGUAUGAAUGUAUUUUCAAUCUUCAACAUACUUAUGCAGAUAUUAUUGCAACUAUCACUAUUUUGAUUCACUUUGAUGCAUACAUUUUUGUCUAGAAAACACUACUCACCUAAAAAUUUUCAAACCGGCAAGAGUACAGAAAAGAUGGAAAUCAUAUUGAUGAAAUAUGAUAGUUUGAAGUAAAGCUAAACCUCGCGGAUGGAAUAGAUAUAAGUGUAUUUUAUAAGAUUUUUCUAUUCACCCAACGUUCGAUAAUUUGAAAGAAAAUAAAAUGA